AUGGAAGAUCUUCUGAAGCCCUGUCAUUUUGACUGGGCAGACGAGGAUGCUUCCGAGGACUACAACGCCAGUGGAGACACCACAGAGGAGCUGGACGUGUCCAACCAUCGAGAAGAAGAAUGGCUGGAGGCAAUAGACAUAACAGACGACACACAAAUCGAUGAACCGGAGGCCAUAGCAAACCACCCCUUGCCAUUUGACGGCGCAGAUACGAACUUGACAGGAGGUUACAACUUCUAUCGAAGCAUUAAGACCUUAGAUAUUAGAGAGACGAUGCUUAACGUUAUACAGGAAUUUGCCUACAGGAACAGUUGGGUGCUGUCUGCCGACGGCGAGCGAAUCCAUCAUUUUAACUGGAUGGGAUUUCCGGUUUCCAGAUACAGCGGAACUCCUCCUGAAAUAUCACUGCUUUUUCAACUAUCCGACCCGAAGGCUCCCCAGCCCGGGGAUGAGCAUCGUUUCCAGUCGAUUUUCAAUCGGGCACUUAGGUACAUUGACCCCGUGAUUGUCAAUCUUGAGAACAGUGCUAAGAGUGAGGGUCUAAAUCAUCUGAUGCGUUUGAAAGGCUACGACCUUGUCCGCUUUACUACCGGCCGGGUCACGAAAUUCUAUAGUCCACAUGGCUGGUGGAUGAAUGAUGAUCGUGGGAAGGAGGAAAGGACUUCUAUUGAUGAUGGAAUCCUUGAAGUCUACAUGGAUGAGAGACUGAUUACCGGCAACGGAUUCGUGAGACUAGGCAACAUUUCAGACCGCUCCCAGUGGGAAGAAUCGAGGGACGAGAACCUCGAUAACCCCCCUAAGGCCAGGAGGCGGCAUUCUAGGUCCAGAGACAAGGCCUUUAAGCCAUCACCCUUACGACAGGUGAUGACAGCUGAAGACCUCCCUACAACAGAUACAGAAGUCGAAAACGAAGGCCCUCUGACCUAUGCGACUCGAACAAACUUCCCAGUAUAUGCCCGGUACCGUUCCACUGGGACCAUCGAGCAAUACUCCAGUACAGCAUUCACGGCUGAUGCUGUUCAAUCCCGCCAAGAUGAACGCCAUCCUUCGACAGCAUUAGAUAAUUACUUCGAAUCAUCGAGUCGGAGCUCCUCUCCUCCUUUAUCUAUAUCUACAGCUCGCUCUAGCUCUCCAUCAACUUCGUAUUCAUCGUAUCUCCGAUCUCACAACUACGAAGUGGAUAUCACAGAGCCCUUGUAUUCCAUCGAAGAAUCUCAUAGCGAGGCAGAAUACCAUACCGAACCACCGACCAGCUCCCCUCGUCAUCUCAAAAGCUGGGGAUUGAUCCCGGGAAACCCACUAAAAAUCGACAACUGGCGAAAAACUUUACAACGCACUUUAAGCACCAGAAGAAUGCACUUUGAGUUGAUUUCCAAUCCUGGGUCUACCCAGUCGACUCCACCACUGGAAAUCGAAGUGCACGACGAAGAGGAAGAAGACAUUUCACCAACGGCAAACGCUCAAUCAGGUAACCGGUACUCCCAUUCUAUCCCUUUCAUCCUACCAGAUUACUCUCCUCCGGAUGUGGAAUCGGAAUUGGAAUCUCCGCCGACACAUUUAGAUUUAUCUUCGCGAACCCGCUUUGCUGACAGAUUCAGAUCAAAGAGCCACUCUCUUUAA
Molecule: messenger RNA, 1620 nt
Organism: Aspergillus tanneri
Lineage: Eukaryota; Fungi; Ascomycota; Eurotiomycetes; Eurotiales; Aspergillaceae
Exons: 3
Coding region: 1-1620 (539 amino acids)
Source: RefSeq, a predicted model, not a curated record